GCCCUAUCAAACGCGACUUAAUACUUGGGCAUUCCAAGCUUGCUCACGUGACGUCAACGCGGCUGGGGUCACGACUUCAUCUUUGAGUGCGUGCGACGUUCUAGCAGUCAGCCUCCUCUGGUUUUCUGUCCAGGAGCUUUUGUUUGCGAGAAUUGUCAAUCAGGCAUGUCACAAUCUCACGCGAUCGCUCAAAACGAAAAGGUCUUUCCAGUUCUUGCACAGAGGCUCGCCACGCAGAAUCCAAACGAUUACGUCGUGACGGUGCAAAAGUUGAAGGCAUGGUUAAGUUCUGACAGGGCUUAUUAUCCAAUCGCUCGUGGAAAGGUGGAAGUGCGAUACCAGGUACUUAUAUAUAGAUCUCGCUGACCGCAGUGUCGAACAGAUCAUCGAGCUUCUGGAGAUUGCUGUCACAGGCUACACCGACGUGAUGCGUUACCAGCAGGGGGGUGUCCACACGGCCCAUGCACUUCGAGAGCUCGUCGGAACCGUCGUACCUCACAUCCACAGGUUCGAGGAAGCUUCUCUUCGGGCAAGAGUGUUGCGUGUCGUUGAAAUAACAGAGAAUCUUCUUAGGAACGUGUACCUUAACGAGGUGGUGGGAAGCACUGUACAAGGCAUUCCUUUCAGAGAACGGCCCGUAAAGAUAAAUCUACCUUCGGCAGACAAUAAUAUUUUAGCAGGGAACGAUGUGGGACUUGGUUCGCCUGCCCUGCAAAUACCGACAAUUUCUGCAAUCGGUAGUCCUGAAAUUGAUGUGAAACCUGUGGUAACUUCGUCCCACACUGACUCUCAGGUCAAAUCUGAACCUGAGGAUCCGCCGCUACCGUGGGGUCCCGUGGGGUUCACCUCCAUUUACACAGUUGGUGGAAAAAGAAUGACGGAGACCGUGCUAGCACCAAAUUCCAAACAAUCGCUACCUAUGGACGUCAAUCAGGACAACAGUGUUGGACCUUCGAGUGCGGUUCCACCGCCGGCGCCCACUAAGCCCCAGCCAAAGCGAGUACGGAAACCGGAGAUGUCAAAAUUAUUAGCCCGUGAUCUGGACUGGUGCAAGUUGGCAAUGGCGGGCGCAGCGCAGGUACAACUGCCGCAAACCCCAGCGAGCUCCGUCGAACCUGCUCCGACACCGAUGGAUAUCGAUGUUGCUCCGUUUGCACCUCGUGAACAAGAUGUCCAAGCUAUUUCUGUCAAGCAAGAGGUUCUUCCCGGAAUGGACCGGGAGGAAGGAGUUUCUUCGUCCCCUCGGCAUGACGGCGUGACUACUACUGAAACUGUUAUGGGAGACAGUUCAUUACCCCAACCACCGCCACAACUAGAACCAGCAACAGCACCGGCAUCGACACCAGCAGCACCGGCAUCAACACUACCAGCGCCAGUACCAUCACCGGCAUCGACACCAGCAGUGCCAGCAUCAACACUACCAGCGCCAGCACCACCGGCACUGGCACCAGCACCAGCAUCUGGAUCUUUCCACACUCCCUCGGAUGAUAACGGUGUAUCGACGAGAGCUACUGCAGAGCGCAGCCCGUCGCUACCCCCACCACCACCUGUUCAUUCCCUUCAGGACAUACCAUCGGCUGAAAUUCGCAAUAGAAGUUUACCUCCCUCAGCUGCUACAGAUGGCGAAUCGCCCCAAACAUCACCUGCAAUACUUCCACCUCCACCCAACACCGUCCAUGACAUAUCACACAUGCCAUCUAAGGAUACCACUGUACCUCCUACCGCUGCGAACAGUGGUUCGUCAUUGCCUCCACCUACUACCGGUUCUCAACCCCUUUCGGGCCAAUCACCUGCGAAAAUUGAAAACAGUGCCUCUUCCCCAGGCAGCGGGAACGAUUUGUUACCACCACUCUUCGAACCACUACAGCAUGCCGUAGACGAUGUGCACCCCUCUACGCUACCGUCUCAAGCCGAGCAGUCCGUGCGACCUGAAGAGUCCCCAUUAGAUGGGGACCUUGCUCAAGAAGCAUUUCAUCAUGAGAGGGUUAUAAUGCACUUUAGCAAGGGUGAUACUCUUCCGCGUGCCCACCACGUCAAUCUCACUGUUAGUGAGGACAUGCAUUCUAAUGUUUCGCGAUGGGUUAAACGCAGGGUGUCACCAACGUAAGUAAUCCAGAUUGUAUUUACAAUGACACGCUCCGACGAGUGUUCGAAGGGACGUACCGAGUAGUUUUUGCAUCUCUGUGGCGUGCUACCGACUGUGUGACUUGGGCACGGCAGCUGAAUCGUCACCUAAUGACGAGAAUCUGUCUAUGACAGAGGCUACAGCUCAUGCCCCGUGUUCUUGGCCAACCUCGACACACUUGUUGCUAAGCCUGAAGUACGGCGAGAAAAACUGGAGUCUGCCUCUCUCUCCACCACUCAAGGUUACCCCCGAUCAAUUUA
Pisolithus orientalis is the source of this 2385-nucleotide messenger RNA. RefSeq lists its product as uncharacterized. The record is from RefSeq and is a predicted model, not a curated record. The transcript is spliced from 6 exons. Bases 428 to 2107 code for a protein of 559 amino acids. Lineage: Eukaryota; Fungi; Basidiomycota; Agaricomycetes; Boletales; Pisolithaceae.